Durusdinium trenchii is the source of this 1039-nucleotide messenger RNA. The record is from the annotation of a GenBank genome assembly. NCBI's taxonomy places the organism in Eukaryota, Dinophyceae, Suessiales, Symbiodiniaceae.
GGGAGGUCAGCCAGUUGCGUUUCUUGGAAGUCAAGAGAGAAGGAAUAAGAACAGCAUGAAACAGCCCAACCCGCGAAGACGGUGAGCGACGAGAGGCAACUCGCGAGGCGCAAAAGAGAUGUCCCCAUGGUGACAUUGAUCUCCUGCAGAGAGGGAGUUAGGAGAGAUUGUGCAAGGGUCUGGACAUCGAUGGAGACCCAAACCUCUGAUUGCAACAUGUCCAGCACCAGAUCUGGCUGCCGAUGGCGCCUUUUUCUUCUGGGCACCCGACGAUAUGUCCUUUGCACUUUUGCUUGGCUUAAAAGUCAGAGCAAAGUCCCUUCUGCCAUGUUGGCCAAGGCCUCCCAAAGGGAAGCCACAGUCUUUGCGGUGGUGGGAAAAAGUGUUGCGUCCUUUGCUGAGCUCACCAUCCAGACAUGCCGGGACAGUUUGUAGCUGGGCAUGGGAGGGUGUGUUUACGGAAAAGAGCCGCUUCCAAGACAACCGGCCAAAGGGUGUUCAACGAAAAACUUUGGCGACUGAUGACGACAAAUGAACCCAUUUUGGGUCUCCUCCACGGCUAAUGAAUGGACCGCAAAGACAGAGUUUUUGCAAACAAAUCUUACUGGGCUUGCCCUGAAGCUUUGGCACCAAGUCGAAAAAUACCGGUACCACGUGGAAAGGUUAGUAGAGGAAAACAGUCUUUCCGGGUCCCAUUCACAGGAAUAUAUUACAUAACAUGGGUUUGUGGAUGUUUGUGGGGGUUUGUGGAUGUUUGUGGUUGACUUUUUAAAUGACACGCUCCUCGGAUGAGGUUCGGAGUGACCAAGCUCGUUGUUGGAAACUCCAAUUCUCCAAUGAUACGUGGUUGGACAUGCAACAUCAUGCAACAACCAUUCUUCAAAACGAUGGAUUUGGGGAGGGAAUCUAAAGAGAAUUUGAACCCUUGCAGGGAGGAGAACGACCUUUCAGAUGUUAGUGCUCCCGUGCUCAGGGUUAAAACCUCCUGGUGAGGCGUCGACAUCCUCCGCAAGCGCCGGGAGCAAGGAGUGUCCGGCGA